CGUAUGGGCUUGUUUUGACAACCCCACUAAGGAGGAAUAACUUCAUCUCCAAGUCUUCCCAAAAAGCGCUUCGUCUUCUUUCUCUCUCCCUUCCAAUAAUCCAACCUUAUAAACUGCAUUCUUUCUCCACCCACUUUUAUACCCAUACCCAAACUCAAACUCAAACCCAAAACCUCAUUUAUAUAGCCUUCAAGAGGACACAGAAUCUAUUGCCAAAGAGCCUUUUUCAUUUCUCCGAACUUUUGACUCCUCAUAAACGCUUCAAGCUUUCUAGGGAGAGGGAGAGAUUUGUGUAUAUCCAGCUCAAUUUGUGAGGAUGGUGAAGAUGACAGUAGUUGGAAGGGUGAGUGAUGGGCUGCCUAUUGCACAAGGUCCGAGGUACGUUAGUGAAGAAGAUGACAAUAUCUCAUCUUACAUGCAACAGGCAGAGUUCAUACUCGAAGAAAUCUCAAGAUCAGGAUCAUUGGCUCCUUCUAAAAUGAUCAUCCCAGUCGAUGAUAACCAUUGCUUCCACUAUAUGGUUGAGAGCGGAGUUUGCUUCAUCGCAUUGUGUGAUCAUUCAUAUCCAAGAAAACUAGCUUCCUAUUAUCUAGAAGAUUUGGUGAAGGAGUUUGAGAAGUUCGACAAGAGCCUCAUAAACAAAAUCACAAAACCGUAUAGCUUUGUCAGAUUCGAUGGGAUUAUUGGAAAUAUCAGAAGGCAAUACAUUGAUACAAGAACACAGUCUAAUCUGUCGAAGCUUAAUGCUCAUCGUCAACAAGAUUUGGAUGUCAUUACCCAAGCCUUGUCCACAAUACUAGAAAGAAGGCAACAAUUGGAUACGUUGGAAAAACUGGAAAAAGCAAUUGCAGCUCCUCGUACAGUUUCCCCAAUAUGGUGCUCCCGCUUCCUUGAGGAAAUUGCAUUGAAAUGGACACCCAUUGCAACCAUCGCAUUAGUCGGCGUGGUACUUUUUUGGAGCAGAUUGUUACUCACUGAUGGCUUCACAGUAUUGACUUUCUAAAAUCCCUUACAAUGUACAGGAAUUUAGAAAUUCUUCUUUGGGGACACUGUAUUUGUUUUGAAUUGUCCUUUGUAGUCUUGUAGGUAUCUGGAAAAACCCAUUCUUCCA
Messenger RNA from Rhododendron vialii, 1111 nucleotides. RefSeq names its product 25.3 kDa vesicle transport protein SEC22-1. Gene Ontology annotation, cellular component: Golgi membrane; endoplasmic reticulum-Golgi intermediate compartment; SNARE complex. The transcript has 5 exons. Gene Ontology annotation, molecular function: SNAP receptor activity. Gene Ontology annotation, biological process: retrograde vesicle-mediated transport, Golgi to endoplasmic reticulum; endoplasmic reticulum to Golgi vesicle-mediated transport; vesicle fusion with Golgi apparatus. Lineage: Eukaryota; Viridiplantae; Streptophyta; Magnoliopsida; Ericales; Ericaceae. The record is from RefSeq and is a predicted model, not a curated record. The coding region runs from base 317 to 1003 and encodes 228 amino acids.